Columba livia (rock pigeon) is the source of this 2787-nucleotide messenger RNA. It is a transcript of the gene GMDS, whose product is annotated as GDP-mannose 4,6-dehydratase. The transcript is spliced from 16 exons. Bases 943 to 1932 code for a protein of 329 amino acids. Gene Ontology annotation, biological process: GDP-mannose metabolic process. Gene Ontology annotation, cellular component: cytoplasm. Lineage: Eukaryota; Metazoa; Chordata; Aves; Columbiformes; Columbidae. Gene Ontology annotation, molecular function: GDP-mannose 4,6-dehydratase activity. The record is from RefSeq and is a predicted model, not a curated record.
GGCGAGGGGAGGGCUGCCUGAAGCGGAGCGCGAACCGGGGCUCCUUGGCGUAUGUGCGCCUGCGCGGGGCUGGGCCGGUGGCGGCCGUGGCAGCAGCGGCGGGACUGCACCUGUGGCCGCCGCGGGGCGGGGCGGGAGCGCCCUCGGGCAGCGAGCGCGGAAAUGCCGCGGCAGCCGAAGCAACAGAGGUAGCGCUCGGGGCGGCAGGCGUGCUCCCCUCUGUGCCCGCCCCCAGCGCCGUGCGCCUGCCCCCGGCGGCCGCGCCUCCACCUCGGGCUGUUUCCGCACCUGGGCCGCGCCCGCCGCCGGCAGGAUGGCACAAGAGGGGGCGUGUGCCUGCGCCGCUGCAGCGGGAGACGGCGGCGACGGGAUGGACGGCAGGAAGGUGGCUCUCAUCACCGGCAUCACCGGGCAGGGAUAAUGAUGCUCUCAGAGUCCUGAUGCUUUGAUCAGAAGGUGCAGGAGAAAGGUUUCAUGGAAAGAAAAUUCACAGUUUCCCUUGGAACAACUUCCGUACUGUGAAAAAGGAUGUGCCAGUGCAAGAGCACAGUCAGAGCUUUCCCAAGGACUACUUUGGUGCUGUGUGAACAGUCUUCCAGUUUGUUGACAGAAGCACGUUUCUCUUCAUCAGAGGUUAUAAAUAAGUGUUGCCAUCAAGUUUCAUCCAAAACUCUUGAGAAAAAGCUUUGCUCAGUGUUUCUGACUGCCAGUGAAGUCUAUUCUCUAGCUGCUCACUAGAGAAGGAAGUUCUGGUAGCCUCGCUCAGCUAGCAGGUAUUAACUCAAGGACCAGUGCAGGCAAUCUGAUUCCUUGUGUUUGAACAGGAUAUGUACAGGAUGUGGAUCAAAAAACAGUGUAAAGAUCAAGUGGGUUAUAAGCAAAUCCAAACUGAAGAGACCGCUCCUAUGAAAAGCUUUUUCUUGUGACUUCAUCCUCUCCCAGAUGGAUCGUACUUGGCUGAGUUCCUGCUGGAAAAAGGCUAUGAGGUGCAUGGCAUCGUUCGUCGGUCUAGUUCUUUUAAUACAGGCCGGAUUGAACAUCUCUAUAAGAACCCACAGGCUCACAUUGAAGGAAAUUUCUUUUGACCUAGCAGAAUAUACUGCUGAUGUUGAUGGGGUUGGCACUUUACGCCUCCUAGAUGCUAUUAAGACCUGUGGCCUUAUCAACUCUGUGAAGUUCUACCAAGCCUCCACCAGUGAACUUUUUGGAAAAGUGCAAGAAAUCCCACAAAAGGAGACCACCCCUUUUUACCCAAGAUCGCCUUAUGGAGCAGCAAAACUGUAUGCCUACUGGAUUGUGGUGAACUUCAGAGAGGCCUACAAUCUCUUUGCAGUGAACGGCAUCCUCUUCAAUCACGAAAGCCCCAGGAGAGGAGCUAACUUUGUUACUCGAAAAAUUAGCCGAUCGGUAGCAAAGAUUCACCUCGGACAGCUGGAUUGUUUCAGCCUGGGCAAUCUGGAUGCUAAGAGAGACUGGGGACAUGCCAGGGACUAUGUUGAGGAUUCGGUGCAAGAAACUGCCGUUGCAGAAGUAGUAAUUGCCAGUGAUGGUGUAAUCAGAAUGACCAGAACAAGCCAAGGGAAGGCCAUGUGGCUGAUGCUGCAAACAGAUGAGCCCGAGGACUUCGUCAUAGCCACUGGGGAGGUCCAUAGUGUCCGUGAAUUUGUGGAGAAGUCGUUUAAGCACAUUGGGAAAACCAUUGUGUGGGAAGGGAAGAAUGAAAAUGAAGUAGGACGCUGCAAAGAGACUGGCAAGAUUCAUGUGACAGUCAAUCACAAGUACUACAGGCCAACUGAAGUGGAUUUUCUUCAAGGAGACUGUACCAAAGCCAGACAAAAGCUGAACUGGAAGCCAAGAGUCACAUUUGAUGAGCUGGUGAGGGAGAUGGUGGACGCUGACGUGGAGCUCAUGAAGAACAACCCCAAUGCAUGAGCCCUGGCUGGGCUCAGCAGUCACCCUUCCUGUGGUGGUUUUAUUGCUGCCCUGACUGUGCGUGAAAGCUUGAUUUUAUGCACCCCUCCACACCCUCCCGGUGCCUCUCACCCCACACAUCAUACCAUGGUCAGCCCUGCCUGGACUAACUCUGGCUCCUGCCAUUAAGUGAGGAGGAGUCACCCUCCUUUCUCUGAAAACAUACCUGAAGUACUGACAGGUCAGCAAGCCCCCUGAUUUCCUUUUUUGAAUUAAAACUCAUCUUUCUGUUACCUAGGACUUCCAGCACAUUUUUAGUACUUUCUCCCAUUUGAAAAACAAAAGUGUGACCAGUCCCCUCCCUGCCCUCUCCUCCAGCAACAAAAGCAGCAAACUUCUGGCACUAACAUGAACUUGCCACCCCUCCAAUCCUUGCUACACAGCUUCCUCUCUUCUGCCUUUCCUGAACACUCCUUUUCUUUCCUGCAGCCUUACCUCCACCCCAGCGGCCCAUUUCCACCACUUGAACUCUGUAAAAGUUUGGAUAACUUGAUAUAACUUGCAGUGAAAUCGCCUUUUGACCAUGCCAAAUUAAUUCCUAAUUGCUGGAAUCACUUUCAAACCAGUCAGAGGGGGCUUGUAAGCAUUUUUCAGAUCUUCAUUUCAGAGUGUGCAUGAGUCACAAAAGGCCUUUUUGUCCAGCACCUUCCCAGUCUGGCGGCUUAGGGUGUUUUGAUUUUUGCCCCCCAAGAAUCAACCCAUUCCCCUUCCAUCCUCUUCCUGCUUACUAUAAUUAGACCUCGGACAGGAGCUUGAACCAUCUCAAAAGAUGAUUUAAGAAAUAAAAACAAAAUAAAUAAAAAGCUUAAAAAAAAA